GUACGAGCCCCCGCGAUAUACUUUCACUAUCGUCGACGAACCGAUCGCACUCGUCGGCCAUAACGUCGCACCGUAGCACGUCGCCGUCUUCCGUUCUUAUAAUAUAAUAAUAUAAUAAAGUUAUUAUUCGCCAUCGUAUCGCCCACCUGUAGGUCUACAUCGCCGGCACCGAGGACGCGUCCGCUCACACACAGGAUAGGGAAGAAAGCCAAAAGGAGAUUCUAAAAAACAGAUUCUUCGCCGGUCUUUUACUAAAAGCCAUACCAUACCUGUUGAUAUUCACUUAGCCAGCGUUACCGGGUUCUUUCAGUGUUUUCCGUUUUUUUUUUUUUAUAAAUCAAUUAAUCGUUGUUCUUUCUGUUCAUCCGUUCGCGAUGUAUCGGCCGGCGCAUCCAUCCAUACGCGCGGGACGAUUGGUCUAGACACGUCCGAUUUUUAAAUACCAUAGUCGCAUUGAGCGCAUACUGCGGCGCUGUUGGCCAGACACAGUGCACAACACGAUCUACUGCUAUAAAAAAUAGCAUAAAUCCAUUGUCAAGCCCUAGCGCACCUGCAAUUAGGAGGAUGGUGACGCCAUCGUUCACAGCCGCCGCCGAUCGUCCGGUGUCGCUGGCACUCCGGGCGUCCCUGUUGAUGACGGUAAUCGCCACCUUUUCCCGACCCGCCGAAGCCGUCCUCUCCGUAAACGCCACACCUGAAUACAUUCAUUCGUGUCGCAAGUCGGAUGUUCAAUUCAAUAGUUGUAUAAAAGAAACAUUCAACCAUCUUCGGCCUUACCUCAUUGAUGGUAUCGAAGAGCUUACCGUGCCUCCGAUCGAACCAUUGGUUAUACCAAAAAUGCAAAUGGAAAACGGUCAUGGUGCGGUCAGAGUGAGGGCCAUACUCAGUAACAUGACGAUACACGGCGCGAGCAAUUAUACAGUUUUAAAUGUCAGGAGUGAUAUGAAUAAAUACCGCAUAGACUUAGGACUUUUCAUACCACACAUCGAAGCCACUGGAAACUACGAUGUCAAUGGAAACGUGUUACUAUUACCUGUUAGAAGUAGAGGAGAAUUUUGGGCAUCCUUCGGAAACGUAACGGCCUUAGCAAAAUUAUAUGGAGUGGAAGUGAAUAAAGAAGGAGUGAAAUUCAUGAAAACUGAAAGAUUGGGCAUUGGUUUCAAACUGGAGAAAUCAGAUUUUAAGAUCAAAGAUUCCAUAAACAUGCAAAACGUCAUAGGCGAAGCAAUGAACGUAUUCUUGAAUGAAAAUUCCGCAGAGAUCAUUGAAGAAAUGAAACCCGCCGCUUCGCAAGCCAUUGGCAAACAUUUCAAAAAUUUCUUGAACAACGCGUUCUUACAAAUUCCACUAAAAGUGUGGCUGAAAGACUCCGAAUAAUUUACUAUAAGUUUUCAUGUCUAUCAUUUGUUUUGUAAUUUCCUUUACCUUUCCAAUACUAUAGUGAGUAGUUAUAUUUUUAAGUAUCAUAUUAUAUACAUAAUAUUAUUCUCAUAAUAUAUGUAGUUUUAUAUUCUUAUAUUUAUUUAAGUUACCACACU
Myzus persicae (green peach aphid) is the source of this 1538-nucleotide messenger RNA. Its product is annotated as circadian clock-controlled protein-like. NCBI's taxonomy places the organism in Eukaryota, Metazoa, Arthropoda, Insecta, Hemiptera, Aphididae. The transcript has 6 exons. The record is from RefSeq and is a predicted model, not a curated record. The coding region runs from base 565 to 1377 and encodes 270 amino acids.